Messenger RNA from Phaethon lepturus (White-tailed tropicbird), 819 nucleotides. Its product is annotated as regulator of microtubule dynamics protein 2-like. Gene Ontology annotation, molecular function: microtubule binding. The transcript is spliced from 4 exons. The record is from RefSeq and is a predicted model, not a curated record. NCBI's taxonomy places the organism in Eukaryota, Metazoa, Chordata, Aves, Phaethontiformes, Phaethontidae. Gene Ontology annotation, cellular component: mitotic spindle pole; cytoplasm; spindle microtubule. The coding region runs from base 1 to 819 and encodes 272 amino acids.
AUGUCUCCCUUCGAAAAUAAAGGACUAAUAAUGGGCAUAAUGGCAGGGACUGCUGGAAUAAGCCUGAUGCUGAUUUGGUACCGUAAGAUCCGAAAACCCGGUGCAGCUGUGCGUAUACCUGCGUUCCUAGAUGUAGGUAACAGGCUUAGUUCUGUGGGCUUACAAAAUGAAGCUUCUAAUGAACAAGGAGUAGUAAUGGUUUUACACGGAAGGCAACUGCAGAUGCUAGAAAAAUUGAAUGGCUUGCUAGUAAGUGUGGAUGAACUGAAGAGAGAGGUGAAAUUUCUGAAAGAAGCUAUUCCAAAGCUUGAAGAGCUUGUUCGAAAUGAGCUUCAAGGGAGGGGAGACGUUCAGAAAGUUAGCCCAUCACACAGAGCAACGAAGCGGAGAAAAGCUGAGGCAGCUCCUGGUGCAACAGAAACUACCAGCUCUGAGGAGGCCGAAAGUGAAGGAGGUUAUCUUACAGCUCAUACUGAUUCUGAAGGAGACUCCGAGGAAGAAAAGGAAUGUAUGAAAUCACCCGAUGCCAUUGUGAAAUCAGAAGAAGAAGAAGAGUUAUUCAGUCUUUUACAGCAGGUGGACAAUUUGCACAAAGGUUCAGAGGAUGAUAAAAAGGAGGGCUUCAGACUGUUGCUUGAGAAAGAUGACAAGUAUGAAAACUGUGUGGAAUUUCUUUGGAGACUUGCACGUGCUUAUGGAGAUCUGUUUGAGAUGACUACUGAUGCUGAGGAGAAGAGGAAAUACGUUACUGAUGGAAAGAUUAAAGCUGAAAAGGCUGUUCAGCUGGAUGCCAGGAGUGCUGAGAGUCACCAGUGGUAA